Leptinotarsa decemlineata (Colorado potato beetle) is the source of this 1207-nucleotide messenger RNA. RefSeq names its product GTPase Era, mitochondrial. Gene Ontology annotation, cellular component: mitochondrial matrix. Gene Ontology annotation, biological process: ribosomal small subunit assembly. Gene Ontology annotation, molecular function: ribosomal small subunit binding; rRNA binding; GTP binding. Lineage: Eukaryota; Metazoa; Arthropoda; Insecta; Coleoptera; Chrysomelidae. The record is from RefSeq and is a predicted model, not a curated record.
UGGAUACAUGUCUUAAGAUGCACCCAAUAAUACGAAGAAAAACAACAAUCAUUAACCUCAAUAUUUAUCUGUGAUGUAAAUAAAAUAUAAAAAUAUUCGGAGUUAACUUUUGUAAGAAUAUUUAAAACUAUACUAUGUUAAGAUACAUCAAAACCACUUUGAAGAAAACAAAUACAUUGGUUGUUGCCUGUAGAUUAUGUGGUUCAGUUGCAAAUAAACAUGAAUUGAUAACAUCUCCGAACUGUAGUGAAACAAGGUUAUUGAAAGUUGCUGUGAUAGGAAUGCCGAAUGCUGGUAAAAGUACUUUCAUCAAUAAUUUGAUGGAUAGGAAGGUUUGUGCCACAUCAGCUAAAGUUCAUACAACAAGAAACAAAGCAAAAGCCAUAUUUACGGAAGAUGAUGCACAAAUUAUAUUCGUUGAUACUCCUGGAGUUGUAAGUGACAGAGAGCAUAAAAAGUAUAAUCUUCAGAAAACGUUCAUCAGGGAUAGCAAAAAUGUUUCUAAAGAGGCUGACAUCAUUGGAGUAAUACAUGAUGUUACUAAUAUUUGGACUAGAGAAAAAUUGGAUAUAAAACUAAUAAAGUUAUUGGAUAUGCACAAAAGAAAGCCAAGUUUUCUGGUACUUAACAAGGUAGAUGCAUUGAAAUCUAAGAGAAAAUUGUUAGAUUUAACAAGGCAAUUGACAGAAAAUUGUAUAAAUGGUAAACCCAUACCUGGAGGAAAACCUAUGAAGAAAGAGGAUGUUGAGAAUAAGGGGUGGCCGUUUUUUCAGGAGAUUUUCAUGGUUUCAUCAUUGACAGGUGAUGGACUUGAAGAUGUGAAAAAAUUUUUAAUCGAUAAUGCAUUACCCGGAGAAUGGCUAUUUCCAAAGGACAUUUGGACUGACCAAGAAAUAGAAACCAUAAUCACAAAUACCGUUAGAGCCACCCUAUUAGAUUUCAUUCCACAAGAAAUUCCGUACUCGCUGAAACCGGAGGUGGAAUAUCUCAAUGUUGAGAAUGGUUUAAUAACUACAGUUGUACUCAUUAAUUGCCCUUCCAUGAGGAUAACAAAACUUGUAGCUGGAGCAUCGGAUGGAAAACUGAAACAAAUUACAGAAGCUAUUCAAAAAAAUUUACAAGAUGCUUUUCACAAUAAUAUCAGAAUAAAAAUUGUGUUGAUUUCUCCUGAAAAAGAUAAAAAAUAAAGAACUUAUGAAUUCGUUUA